AUGGAAUUUUCAUCAAAAGUUCCUUCUCAAUGGACAUUCAUUGGUGACGAUCAAACUUAUUUGAUCGUUCCAAACCUUCGAAAUGUACUAACCGGAUUCGAUUCAGAUAAGCCUGUUGUUCUUGGAAAAGUUAGAGAUACUAGUAAUUUGUUCUCUUGGCUCUUCCCAUUGAGCAAUUUCAAGAAAAUUUCUGUACGCGGUGGAGUUGUUCUCUCAAAUUCAGCAAUCGACAGGUUAUCAGCAUGCAAGGGUUUCUUUUUUGCACGAGCUUCGGAUUAUGCUUUGUAUGACUGCAGUGAAGAGUACGAUGUCCAAAUUGUAGAUCCAUUCGAUGAAGAUGCACUUAGAUUGUUCAACGACCUCCCGCCUAAACAGAUUAUUGCCCCCGACUCGAAAUUAUUUCGAUCAAGGCCUACAAUAGGUGAAAAGUGUUCUGAUCAUGCAGUUUCGUUCGGUCAACUUUCUGAGAAAGAUAUGCGAGUUCUCGAAUACGGUAUGUCGUUGAAAGUAUUCGGAAGAGGAGGUUUGUGCUGUCUAGUUGCUACCGUGCCUCUAAUUUGUUUAAUUGCCAGGUCUCCAGACUUCCGAAUCUAA
Messenger RNA from Caenorhabditis remanei, 594 nucleotides. RefSeq lists its product as uncharacterized. NCBI's taxonomy places the organism in Eukaryota, Metazoa, Nematoda, Chromadorea, Rhabditida, Rhabditidae. Gene Ontology annotation, molecular function: N-acetylgalactosaminide beta-1,3-galactosyltransferase activity. Bases 1 to 594 code for a protein of 197 amino acids. The record is from RefSeq and is a predicted model, not a curated record. Gene Ontology annotation, cellular component: membrane. The transcript is spliced from 3 exons.